Orbilia oligospora ATCC 24927 is the source of this 1080-nucleotide messenger RNA. RefSeq lists its product as uncharacterized. The record is from RefSeq and is a predicted model, not a curated record. NCBI's taxonomy places the organism in Eukaryota, Fungi, Ascomycota, Orbiliomycetes, Orbiliales, Orbiliaceae. The transcript has 2 exons. The coding region runs from base 1 to 1080 and encodes 359 amino acids.
AUGAAGUACACAACAGUGCUCCAAGCAGCUGCAACAACAGCUCUUUUCACAGCCGGUGUUUCCGCCAUUAGCCCUGUCGCUAGGGCGAUCGCUCACCUCCAGCCUCUCGAGAACGCUGAAGAUGUUGCCAACAGAAUACAUUUCAAGGAGAGGAGGGCGAUUAAGCACGUCAAACCACUCGAAGACGCAGAGGCCGUUUCUCAAAGGCUUACAUUCGACAAGCGAUCUGUCCUAGAGAGCGCUAUCAAACAUACUGCACCUCUUGCAAAUGCCGAGGACGUCUCGCAAAGAAUAACAUUCGAAAGGAGACAUGACGCCGUCGCAAGACCGAUCGAACAAUUUAAACACCUAGAAAAGAGGAAAGGUGGCGGCGGUGGUGGAAGGGGGGGUGGCGGUGGUGGUGGUGGUGGAAAGUCUUCUUCUGGAGGUAAGAGCUCUUCCGGAGGAAAAUCUAAAACUUCAUCUGGUGGCAAGUCGUCUUCCGGCGGUAAGUCGUCUGGCGGCUCGUCCUGGUACAAAUCGUCAUCAGGAUCAGGUAGUAAAACUUCAAAAGGUAGCAAAUCUAGUUCCUCAGGAAGCAAAAGUAGCAAUAGUAAAGGCUACAAGACCUACGGUGGCCGAUACGGCGGUGGUUCGUCUACUGGAUACAAGUCAGGCGGCAGAUCCCCCCUAGGGUUGACUCCGUUCCUCCUCCCGCUCGCCGCAAUUGCUUUGAUUUUCCCUGGUCUCUGGCUUUACGCUGUUUACAGCUACCACUACAAUACUCUCUACCAGUACUACAAUAAUUCCCUCCAGGCCAUCCAGUCUAUUCCAGUCCAGUGUCUGUGCAUGCAGUACUCCGAUUGCGCUUGCGAUGACAACGGUAAUACCACUUUCAUUGACGAGCUCGUCGCCCUCAACCAAUCGAACACCACAAGAUUUGCUGUCGUCGACGGUGUCUGGACUCUGCUCAUCAACGGUACUGUCGAAAAUGGAACUGGUCCCGCGGCAGGAGAGACUGUAGGCGCGGGUUCCCAUCUCAAUGCCCUCGGCUACCUCUGGAUGGUCGGCUUCACCUUCUAUAUGGUCUAUACCAUGUAA